UGUACAUAAUCAUCCACGACGUCACAUGAGCGCGUUCCUGCUCUCUCCUCUCCUGUCCUCUCAACUUUUGUGAACGAAGAAAAACAUCACAUAUCACUGACGUGGGAAGUUUUCGCAAUGAAGUAAUGUCAUCCUCUCUUCACCGCUCAAUCAUGUCCUUCCUGUUCCCAAAGCUUCCUCUCCAAACACCUCAACGGGAUCCCGAUGGGGCAUGGAACUUUUUCGAUGGCGCUUUGAAGACAUGGGCAGUAAAGAGUGAUGGGAAUUCUUUCACUUCUCGCCAGAUCUUUAAACACGGGAACCCCCAUACUGGGGUAGGUCGAAAGUCAACAGCUACGCCUCCUUACCACUGGCAUAUCUACCAGACAGAGCGGUUUGACGUGCAAAGUGGUGUUCUAUGCUACGACUUGGAUGGAAAGGAGGGCAAGUUAGUCGGGGGAGAAAGUGUCACAAUCCCUCCCCACCAUUAUCAUACUUUUUGGCUAGAUCCUGAAUCAGGUGUCGAUCUCGAUGUACACAUCACUGUCAGCGGAGGACCUAAUGCUGGCUUCGAUGACACGUUCAUUCAUAACUUUUAUGGGUAUCUUUCGUCAUGUGUGAUGCAAAAUCGUACUCCUAGUCCCUUCCAAAUGCUUACUUUUCUGGACCACGCCGACGUAGUUCUCGUCGAUUUCCCUCUUUGGACCGGUCGACUCGCCAACAUCGUGUUAGGAAGGUGGCUUGGUCGAGGAUUGGGGGGAUAUCAAGUCGAAUAUAAAGAAUUUGAUGACAAAACUACUUGAGGCAGGCUGAUCUAGGAGUAUCUGUAUUUUAAUGACAGCAAUGAAAAGGUUAUUGUGAAUUUAAUGAAUAAAA
Lentinula edodes (shiitake mushroom) is the source of this 855-nucleotide messenger RNA. RefSeq lists its product as uncharacterized. The transcript has 8 exons. Lineage: Eukaryota; Fungi; Basidiomycota; Agaricomycetes; Agaricales; Omphalotaceae. The record is from RefSeq and is a predicted model, not a curated record. The coding region runs from base 126 to 782 and encodes 218 amino acids.